UGUGUUUGGCCUUAGGCUACAUUCCCCAUCAAAGGCAAAGAGACCCUGUUGACACUUUCCUGGUGAGUAAAUCAGUCAUGAGAGCAACAUAUUUCUUUCCCGAGAAACAUACAGAAAGCUGAGCACUGGAAAUUAGGACUCCAGGGUUUCCCAGAGUUCAGCAUAUUCUUGAAACAAAGGUAUUCAGACUCCAUCCUACUUUCUCCCUUGCCUGCCUGUGCAGCUCUCCAGUCUCAUCGUACUGCUUCUGUCCACCAUUAUCCUCUUUCCCAGUUACGGAUGCAGAAGCACCACAGUGAGCAGGGGCAAAAGGACCUUUCACCCUGUCCCUGUGCACCCACUUGUGUACUGGACCCUCUAUAGCUGACCAGUGAUGAGUUGGUCCAUCCUAGCUGCAGACAUUUUCUCUUUUACAAAAUGUGAAUGAGCACCUGAAACGCUCAGGAUGUGUGAUUGGGUUGGCCUGCAACAAGCCCAAUUGCCCCAACUUCAAAAAAUCCACAAGCCCAUGAUGCAAACCCUUGAAGAAGCCUCCAACCGCAGCACCUGGAAUAGCUCAGCUCUGCCCAGCAAUGGCAGACUGGCCCCUAGAAGGGAAUAUUUUUCUGGCUUUCAAGUACCUACCAUGGAGCGAGCUCCAGUAGAAGAGGAUUGCUUUUAAACAACUCGCGCCUGCUGUGUCGUGUCUGGAGUUGGAGCCUGAACGGAACUGCUGGGAGGGCAUGUGUGACAGGAGCCGCAGUUGCAGGUUGGAGGGUGCUGGAUGCCCCAGCUCUUGAGGCCUUGCCAGUGUCAGCAGAGCGUGCACAAGCCCACCCCACCAAGCAGAUUGACUCAGCCCAGCCAUCCUGCGCAGCAUGUCCCUCCGUGAGCACGCACUGUCCCUCUUCCGCAGCGCAGUGGGCACUGUCCAGCCGGCCCCGAUGCUGAAGAGGGCUGUGAAACUCCAGGGAGAUGGAUGCCCUCAGCUGCUGGUGAAGGGCCAGGCCUUUCCAGUGAAGAGGGACCUGUACCUGGUGGGUUUUGGCAAAGCUGUGCUGGGGAUGGCCGCAGCAGCAGAAGAGAUCCUGGGAGACCACCUCGUUCGGGGGGUCAUCAGUGUGCCACUAGGCAUCCAGGAGAGCCUGCAGCGAGCAGGAAUGCAGGAGAUGCUCCUGAAGCCACACAGCAAAAUCCAGGUCAUCGAAGGUGCCAAGAACAAUCUUCCAGACCCAGAGGCCCUGAAGGGAGCAGUUGCCAUCCAGGAGCUGGCUGAGGGCCUGAAUGCAGAUGACCUGCUCCUUGUGCUCAUCUCAGGGGGUGGAUCAGCCCUACUGCCUGCUCCCAUCCCUCCCAUCCUCCUCGAAGAGAAGGAGAAGCUCACAAAGAUGCUGGCUUCCCGAGGAGCUGCCAUACAGGAGCUGAAUGUUGUCCGGAAGACUCUGUCCUUGCUGAAGGGUGGAGGGCUGGCCCAGCUCGCCUAUCCCGCACAGGUGGUGAGCCUCAUCCUCUCUGAUGUGAUUGGUGACUCCCUGGACAUCAUAGCGAGUGGGCCCACUGCUGCCAGCUCCCACAGCGUGCAAGACUGCCUUCAGAUACUCGCCAAAUACAACCUCCUGCACAACCUGCCCAAGUCAGUGGAAACAGUCCUGUCCUGCUCUCCCACCAAGCCCAUUGCUCCGGAAGACUACUCCCACGUUUGCAACAUCAUCAUCGGUUCGAAUAUGCUGGCAUUAGACGAGGCCAAACGCCAAGCCGAGGGCCUGGGCUACGCAACUCUGAUUCUGAGCACAGCAAUCUGUGGGGAAGUCAGCCACGUCGCCAUGCUGUACUGCCAGCUGAUCUGGCUGGUCUGCCUGAGCUUUGCUGGCCUCGGAGAAGGACCCCUGAGUGAUAAGGUGAGGGGGAAUCUCCUGCAGCUGGCAGCAGAGCUAGAGAUCCCGGGUUUGAACCUUGCUGAGUUCCUGCAGGGCCUGCAAAUAUUAGGGCCUGGAAGACCAGUCUGCAUCCUGGCUGGUGGAGAAACCACCGUUCAGCUUCAAGGAACCGGCAAGGGAGGGAGGAACCAGGAGCUGGCCCUGCGCGUGGCGCUGGGGCUGCACAGGGCACAAGCUACGGAAGGCAGCAGCCCCCCAGGGAGGUGUGAGAUCAUCUUCCUCAGCGGGGGAACGGACGGGCAGGAUGGGCCAACAGAGGUGGCAGGGGCCUUCUGCAGCCCGGAGCUGGUGGAUGAGGCGCUGCAGGAGGGCCUCGAUGCAGAGGCCUUUCUCAGCAACAAUGACUCUUACACGUUCUUCAGCAAGUUCCAAGGUGGGCAUCACCUUCUGGUGACAGGCUUGACGGGUACCAAUGUCAUGGACAUCCAGGCCAUUUUAAUUAGAGCCACAGAGAGAUCAUGAGAGCUCCCUCUGCAGAUAAUCCAG
Messenger RNA from Athene cunicularia (burrowing owl), 2402 nucleotides. It is a transcript of the gene GLYCTK, whose product is annotated as glycerate kinase. Gene Ontology annotation, cellular component: cytoplasm. The coding region runs from base 858 to 2378 and encodes 506 amino acids. The record is from RefSeq and is a predicted model, not a curated record. The transcript has 7 exons. Gene Ontology annotation, biological process: protein phosphorylation. NCBI's taxonomy places the organism in Eukaryota, Metazoa, Chordata, Aves, Strigiformes, Strigidae. Gene Ontology annotation, molecular function: glycerate kinase activity.